UACACUUUCUUUCCUUUUAUUUGCACAAACCCUUUGUAGAGGUUUGUGUCUCUCUCUCUCUCUCCAGCCCCCCACCCCCUCUUCUCUCUUCCUUUUUUUUUGUGUGUCAGCUGUGAGUUGUGGUACUGUUACUAAGCCUGAAAAGAUUUGGUUGAUAAGGCAUGUCGGGUCUUUACAACCCCAACUUCUCGCCUGCGAGGGCUGCCUCUCCACAGAUUAGAAGCACCCCCGAUGUAGACAGUAAUCAGUACUUGUCUGAGCUGUUGGCGGAGCAUCAAAAACUUGGCCCUUUCAUGCAAGUUCUUCCCAUCUGUAGCAGACUCUUGAAUCAAGAGAUAUUGCGGGUCACUGGGAUGAUGCCAAAUCAAAGCUUUGGUGAACUUGAAAGACUAAGGCAUAGAAGUCCCAGCCCGAUGGCUUCGUCAAAUCUUUUAUCAAAUGUUGCUGGGACAGGAUUAACCGGCUGGAAUGGACUUCCGCAGGAGAGAUUGAGUGGGCCUCCUGGAAUGACGAUGGACUGGCAAGGAGCACCUGCAAGUCCCAGUUCUUACACCGUUAAAAGGAUUUUGCGCCUAGAAAUUCCUGUGGACAACUAUCCUAAUUUCAAUUUUGUUGGACGACUUUUGGGCCCUAGAGGAAAUUCAUUGAAACGAGUGGAAGCCACUACAGGAUGCCGUGUCUAUAUUAGAGGAAAAGGUUCAAUAAAGGACCCUGAUAAGGAAGAGAAGCUACGAGGACGACCAGGCUAUGAGCACCUUAGUGAGCCACUCCAUAUCCUAAUUGAGGCUGAUUUACCAGCCAACAUUGUUGAUAUCAGACUGAGGCAAGCACAGGAAAUCAUUGAAGAAUUGCUGAAGCCAGUGGACGAGUCGCAGGACUUUAUAAAGCGGCAGCAAUUACGCGAGCUAGCCAUGCUAAACUCAAAUUUUAGAGAAGAGAGCCCUGGACCUAGUGGCAGUGUCUCACCUUUCAAUACCAGUGGAAUGAAACGGGCAAAAACAGGACGUUGAGAUAUUAAAUUCAUGAGCUGUUUGAAGAAUUUUCUACUGUUCUGUAAUUGACAGCAUCAUACAUGGGUAUACCUUUGAAAACUCAUCGUAUCCGCAAUACCUGCCUAGUUGGUAAUAUAACAAAUAGGUAAACAAGGGCUUUGCGGUGGGCGUUUUUGGGUUGGGUUCUGUUUGUUUCUUAAUUUGUUGAACAAAAUACAGAAACAGAUGGGAGGUCCAGAAAGAGAAAAAGCAAAAAAAGAAAGAAAAUGGUGGUUCUUAUAUAGUUGGGUUAAAGUAGGCUUUGGCGAUGUAUGUUGUUGAAAACUUGUUCAUUGGAUUGAUUCUUGUGUUAGUAAUUAUAGUGUGGUAUGUGCUAUUAUUGGUACAGAGUAGCAUUGAGAAGUCAGAUUUUGUACAUUGUAUUUCUUCAAUGGUGGAAAUGUUUUGUAUUUGCCAUAUGGUUGGUCGAUGAAAAUGAUUUAAAGGCAAAAA
Messenger RNA from Sesamum indicum (sesame), 1484 nucleotides. RefSeq names its product RNA-binding KH domain-containing protein. Gene Ontology annotation, cellular component: nucleus. Gene Ontology annotation, biological process: regulation of mRNA splicing, via spliceosome. Gene Ontology annotation, molecular function: mRNA binding. The record is from RefSeq and is a predicted model, not a curated record. Lineage: Eukaryota; Viridiplantae; Streptophyta; Magnoliopsida; Lamiales; Pedaliaceae.